CAGCAUCUCUGCUUGUGACACCACUCACAGGGAGUACUGUGAACACUCGAUUCAUAGCUAUGUUUAUCAAUAUUUCCUGCUUCCAUGAGAAUUUGCUAAUUUGGUAUGUUUAAUUUCCACGAGUCAGACUAUCUAUGGGGUGAUGCAUUAACUUUUUAAUCGUGUAAUGGGGUUGCUGGAUAAACUGUCAGGCUGGCUCGGCCUGAGGAAGAAAGAGGUCAACAUUUUGUGUUUGGGACUGGACAACAGCGGCAAAACUACCAUCAUCAACCAACUCAAGCCCUCUAAUACGCAGGGUCAGGAAAUAGUUCCAACAAUUGGCUUCAACAUUGAAAAGUUCAAGAGUUCAAGCCUGUCUUUUACAGUGUUUGAUAUGUCUGGGCAGACCAGAUAUAGAAACCUAUGGGAGCAUUACUACAAAGAAAGCCAUGCCAUCAUAUUUGUCAUUGACAGCAAUGACAAACUGAGAAUGGUUGUUGCCAAAGAGGAGCUCAAUAUUCUUCUCAACCAUGAAGAUAUCUGCUGCAAAAAGGUCCCAGUAUUAUUCUUCGCAAACAAGAUGGAUCUGCGGGACGCCAUGUCUACUGUCAAAGUCUCACAGAUGUUGUGUUUGGAGAACAUCAAAGACAAGCCCUGGCACAUCUGUGCCAGCAAUGCCAUCAAAGGAGAAGGCCUACAGGAAGGAUUGGAGUGGCUACAAGAACAACUUGGACAAUCAUAUCAAAACAAUGAGCAGAUCAAUGACUAAAAAGAAGAAGCCUGUGACCACGGGAUGCCACGUGGUCGUGAUAACUGGAUCUCAUUCACCACUUUGAGUAUUCAUCAUACUUGAUGUUGUAGGCCUUAAACUUCAAUGUCAAAUAGUCUAGUAUUUCUCAUGCUCAUAAUAUAAUUUGUAUAUGAAUACCGUGAAGUGAUAUUUAAAGCAGAAACCACAAAUAGUUGUACGUUAUUACUGACACAAAUGUGAAUGCAGUCUGAAUAAAAUGCUGUUUUUUUUAUUCCAUAAGAAGCUUCAAUUUAUUAAUCAACUGAACUGAACUUUUUUUUUAAACGCUGUUGCUGCUGAAUAUUGUGCUA
Larimichthys crocea (large yellow croaker) is the source of this 1080-nucleotide messenger RNA. RefSeq names its product ADP-ribosylation factor-like protein 6. Gene Ontology annotation, molecular function: GTPase activity; GTP binding. Bases 167 to 748 code for a protein of 193 amino acids. The transcript has 8 exons. Lineage: Eukaryota; Metazoa; Chordata; Actinopteri; Sciaenidae. The record is from RefSeq and is a predicted model, not a curated record.